UCCAUCUGUUUUUCGAUGAUUUUGGAGGAUCUUCCAAACAGGAUAAAUCUACAGGCGAGAGUGAUUUGCACCGGGUGAUAGAAUCAAUUCUCAUCAACAAUUAUCGAACGACAGUUUUAUGAAUUAACUAGUUACUGUCAUCAGUUCAAUUCUCUUCAUCAUCAGAGGAUUUUCAGUGACAAUUCUCGAUGAUUUACACGUGAUUGCAUCAUUCCUAACCUAUCAUCGAGUAAGUGCGGUAAUUGUUAAAUAAUUGAAAAUGACAAUGACAACAUUGAUGCUAAGGAAUUUAUCCAGACUUCAGGUACCAGAGAGAUUAUGUCUAAGUCAGACGAGACAGUACACUAUAUCCAGCGUACUCAGGCAGGAUGUUAAAGAUGCCCCCAAGGUAACCAAUCUCCCAAAGCUCAAGGCUUGGAAGCUGAGAAAAAGUCCAAUUACUUGGACCAGCUUCUUCAUCGGUGGAGCCAUUGGUUGUGGAUUUCUCGGGUAUUUAUGGUACCUGAAGGCACAGAAGGACAUGCUGCUGGAGAAGGAACGAAGGAGGACUAUUGGAAAGGCUAAGAUUGGUGGGCGAUUCGAUCUAGUCGAUCCCAAGGGACAGCCUGUUAAAUCUGAAGACUUCUUAGGACAGUGGGUGUUAAUUUAUUUUGGGUUCACACAUUGUCCCGAUAUUUGCCCUGAUGAGAUCGAGAAAAUGGUUCUGACAGUUGAUAAGUUAGAGCAGAAUAACUUCAAAGUUCAACCGAUAUUCAUCUCAGUGGAUCCUAGCAGAGAUACUCCAGCGAUCGUGGGAAAGUAUUGCAAAGAAUUUUCAGAGAAAAUCCUUGGACUCACCGGUAAUAUGGAACAAGUGGGAGCGGCUUGUAAAGCCUACAGAGUUUAUUUCAGCAAUGGGCCCAAAGACCAAGACGAAGAUUAUAUCGUUGAUCACACAAUUAUCACGUACUUGAUUGAUCCAGAUGGCAUGUUCGUAGAUUACUACGGCCAGACGAACACUCCUGAACAAAUUGUUGACAGUGUUCUUCUGCACAGCAUUAAAUUACAGAAAUUAAAGGGUGAAAGCAACUGGUUUCCCUCGUGGUCCCUGAAAGGCGCACAAACAGUCGCUUAAUUACGUACUUUAAUUAACUAAUGUGAUUCGCAGGAGAAGUCAAAUUAUUUAAUGUUUGUAACUUUUUCUUAUGCUUUGGCGAUAAGUCUUUCCUGUAAGAUAAGAAAUCCCAUACAAAAUGUAUAAGUCAAGUAAUUAUUCGUGAAGAGGAAUAAAGGUAGUUUUGUUAAUGUA
Fopius arisanus is the source of this 1288-nucleotide messenger RNA. It is a transcript of the gene Scox, whose product is annotated as Synthesis of cytochrome c oxidase. NCBI's taxonomy places the organism in Eukaryota, Metazoa, Arthropoda, Insecta, Hymenoptera, Braconidae. The transcript is spliced from 4 exons. The coding region runs from base 260 to 1114 and encodes 284 amino acids. Gene Ontology annotation, cellular component: mitochondrial inner membrane. Gene Ontology annotation, biological process: intracellular copper ion homeostasis; mitochondrial respiratory chain complex IV assembly. The record is from RefSeq and is a predicted model, not a curated record. Gene Ontology annotation, molecular function: copper chaperone activity; copper ion binding.